UCCCUGUCUCCUCGGAUUAGGUUCAGCUGGAUCUCCCUCCUGUAUGCUGUUUCCUAGUUUCCUCUGUGUGUAUUUAUAGUAUGUGUCCUCUUGUGUGCGUUAUUGGUCCGUCUUUGUUCCUCCAUGCUGUGUUAGCUCCCUGCGUGUCUUCCUACGGAUUCAGUUUUGUUUUAUUAGUUUUCCCAGUUCGGAGUCGUUCUUAGUUCUGUUUCUCGCCACCCUGGCUUUUGGUUGUAUGUCACUCUGCUUCAAUAGAGCAUCUCGCAUCAGCCUCUAAGAAUUUAGAUUUCCUGCUAAUCAUUUACUAAGCCAGAAAGACUCCUGACCGUCUGACGACGAAAGAAAAGUGAGCGUCAAAACAAUGGGAUCUGCAAUCUCUCUGUCAGAGGCAAACACUUCCUUCUCUCUGGCUUUGCUCAAACAGCUGAGCAAUAACAGCCAGACGGGAAACAUCUUUUUCUCCCCGUUCAGCAUCUCUUCAGCCCUGGCUAUGGUGAUGCUGGGGGCCAGAGGCAACACAGCCACACAGCUGUCAGAGUGCUUGCAAACCGAGGAUUGUUGGGGUGAUGUUCACAGCAGCUUCGCCCAACUUCUCACUGUACUCAACAGGACAGAUGCUCCAUUUACCUUCAGUGUUGCUAACAGACUGUACAGAGAGAAGUCCUGCCCCUUUACUCAGGAGUUCUUAAUACAAAGCAAGAAACAUUACAGAGCAGAGCUGGAGUCUGUGGACUUCAAGACCAGGUCUGAAGAAGUCAGGAUUGAUGUCAACCACUGGGUGCAGCAACACACACCAGGUAACAUCACAGAGGUGGUGGAUGAAGAUGAUUUGAAUGAACUGACCAGGCUGGUGUUGUUCACUGCCACCCACUUCAAAGGCUACUGGAUAAAUAAUUUCUCGUGGUCUAAAACUUAUGAUGCUCAAUUUUGGCUCAACAAGAAUGACUCAAAGCCUGUGAAGAUGAUGAAACAGGAAGAAGACUUUGCGUGUACCUUCAUCGAAGAAGCAAACUGCAAGAUUCUAGAGAUGCCUUACAGUGGGAAGGAAGUGAGCAUGCUUAUCUUUUUACCUGCAGAGAUAGAGGAUGAUACAACAGGACUGGAGAAGCUGGAGAAGGAGCUGACCUCCGAGAAAUUUGUGGCUUGGACUCAUCCAGGCCAGAUGCAAACAUAUCAUAUUGAUGUGAGGCUGCCUCGAUUUACACUGGAGGAGACGUAUGACCUGAACACAGUCCUGAGCAGCAUGGGCAUGGUGGACGCCUUUGAUCACACAAAGUGUGACUUCUCUGGCAUGUCUGGGCGCAAAGAUCUGGUACUUUCAAAAGUCAUCCACAAGGCUUUUGUGAAGGUCCACGAGAAGGCAACUGAGGCUACUUUUGUGGAUAUGUGUUGGGGUGAGACUAUGAUGGGCAAAAUAAGAUGGGGCAAUUGUGAUUUAAAAUCCUUCAUCGCAGACCACCCCUUCCUCUUCUUCAUCAGACAUAACCCCACCAUGAACAUCCUGUUUGCUGGUCGGUUCUGCUGCCCUGUGUGAGCUCUGUGUCCUUUAGAGCAGCUCAGUACCAGAAGUCUUUAGUGUUUAGUUGGAGAACCUUUCAAAAUCACUGCACAACAGCGCUGUAUUCAUAUUAAUAUACAGCUCUAUACUAUCCGUUUUUUCUGUGUUUUGUAUUUUCCUAUUUUCAAAACUUUAUCAUCUUUAAUGUUAUCUGUUCCGAUGUUUAUAUCAUACUCUUCAAAUGUCCCAUCUCCUGAUCAGAAAUUUAUCAAAGAGUGUUUAGUGGCUGAAAUGAGACGAAUUGCAUGACGUAUAAUUUAUGUUUGAAUCUUUAUUUCUCAUUGACAUCACACUGGCCAGUUAGGGACCACCAACAAGCCAGAUGUGGUCCAGUUGCUAAAAACAUCUUUAAAAAAAGAAAAAAAAAAAGAAAAGUAAAACAUGUCAUGUUAAUUGUUUCUGCUCUUACUGUCUUUCUUUAAUAACAGUGAAACAAAAUCACUAUAUUUAUUUAAACAUAAAAGGGACGCAGAUUUAUAUAUAUGAUUUGGUUAAACAAGGGCUAAGUUUUUCCAAAUGUUGAUGGAGGGGAGCCUAUUGUUUUAUUCCACUCAUCUCGUGUCAGCCAAUUGCUGAAGCUCUAGCCAGCUCUUGUCCCUUCUUAGCGCCAGCGCCCAUGUUUUCAGUCUCUUGCUUUCUCCAGCCGAGCAGAGCAGGCGGGCUUAAACGUUUUGAAUUGGUAAGCUGGAGAAAUGAACCUCUAGAGAGUGAAAUACCAUUUAAACUGGUAUUGUUCACGAAGUACUUUUUUGCUUUUGUUGUCGUAAAGGACGGAGUGAAAACGAAGGGUUUACUGAGAAAUGCCAGAAUCUCAGGUUAAAGCUCACAAAACUAUUUUGACAACCACCAAACAGCUAAAACAGUAAAUGAGAGCAGGUAAACGGAUUCCUCACAAAGGCAACGCGGACCCGACGCAUCAGAAUCAGU
Molecule: messenger RNA, 2485 nt
Organism: Maylandia zebra (zebra mbuna)
Lineage: Eukaryota; Metazoa; Chordata; Actinopteri; Cichliformes; Cichlidae
Product: leukocyte elastase inhibitor
Biological process (GO): negative regulation of endopeptidase activity
Molecular function (GO): serine-type endopeptidase inhibitor activity
Source: RefSeq, a predicted model, not a curated record